This is a messenger RNA of Orycteropus afer afer, 963 nucleotides long. Its product is annotated as olfactory receptor 14A16-like. Gene Ontology annotation, molecular function: olfactory receptor activity; odorant binding; G protein-coupled receptor activity. NCBI's taxonomy places the organism in Eukaryota, Metazoa, Chordata, Mammalia, Tubulidentata, Orycteropodidae. Gene Ontology annotation, biological process: G protein-coupled receptor signaling pathway. The record is from RefSeq and is a predicted model, not a curated record. Gene Ontology annotation, cellular component: membrane.
AUGUCUCAGGAAAUAGCCAACACAACCAUCAUAAUGGAAUUCUUGCUCCUGGGAUUCCCUGAUAACUGGGUGUUGCAGAGACUAUAUAUAGUCCUCUUCUUCCUCAUUUACCUGACAGCACUGAUGGGAAACCUCCUCAUUGUCACCCUCACCACCACUGACCGGCACCUCCAAGUCCCCAUGUAUUUCUUCCUGAAGAAUUUGUCCUUAAUUGAUAUAUGCUAUAUUUCUGUCACUGUCCCCAAGUCCAUCAUGAACUCUUUGACCAACAAUCAUUCCAUCUCUUUAUCAGGAUGUGCCUUACAAGUUUUUCUUGUUAUUUUUUUCGCUGGCACAGAGUAUGCCCUCCUUAUAGUCAUGUCCUAUGACCGCUUUGCUGCCAUCUGCCAUCCUCUGCAGUAUGAAAUCAUUAUGAAUAGAGAUGCCUGUGUGCAGAUGGUUAUUGCAUCAUGGCUCAGUGGAUGUGUAUAUGGUUCCCUUCAUGUAGCAGGUACAUUCUCUGUCAGUUUCUGUGGGCCUCAUUAAGUUCAUCAGUUCUUCUGUGAUAUUCCAUCAUUACUUACACUUGCUUGUUCUGGGGAGCAUAUUUUAGAAUAUAUUUUUAUCAUUGCUAGCUGUUGUUUUACUUUUGUGUGUUUUAUUUUAAUGAUUGUUUCCUAUGUUCACAUUUUCUCAGCUGUCUUAAGCAUUCCAUCUACUCAAGGAAGGUUCAAAACUUUCUCUACAUGUAUUCCCCAUCUGACUGUGGUGAUCUUGUUUCUGUCUUCUGGAUUUAUUGCAUACUUAGGUUCAGUCUUCAAAUCCCUAUCAUCAAUGAACUUCUUUAUAUCUGUGUUUUAUUCUUUGUUACCGCCUACCUUGAAUCCUGUCAUUUACAGUCUGAGAAACAAGGACAUAAAGGUGGCCCUUGGUAAAAUGUUUGGUGGAAAAAUGGCUUCAAAAUGUAAAUGUCUUAAAUAUUAA